CGGCGCCGGCUGGGCUCCGAGCCCUCCCUCCACCGGGCCAGCAGGGAGACCCGACAGGACUUCGAGCAGAGGGAGCCCUACAACUACCUCCAGGUGGCCCUGUUCAAGCUGAAGAAGCUGGAUGAAGCGGUGUCAGCGGCUCACACGUUUUUCGUGGCCAAUCCCCAGCACAUACAGAUGCGUGAAGACAUGGAAAAAUACCAGCGCAUGGCAGAGGUGAAGCUAGAGAGUUUCCGAGACCUGCAGGCCACACCAUAUUGGGAGGCGUACGAAACCGGGGUGCAGCACUACAAUGCAGAUGAGUACCUGCAGGCUGCCAGGAAGCUGGAAGAGUCGCUCGAAGAGGUGCUGUUGGCACUGGAGGAUUGUCGCGCUCUGUGCGAGGGGCCCCAGGAGGAUGGCACAGAGGAGGAGAUGCAACCCAGCCUUUAUGAAGCCAUUGCAGGUAGUGUCCUGAUGUGCAGGCAGCACUGCGUCCUGGAGAUUGCCACCAAGCCCGGACGGGUUUCAGCCACAGACGAUUUCAUCCCAUCCCAUUUGGACUUGCUGCAGUUUGCUUAUGAUCAGGCUGGGAACCAGGCCUUGGCUGCUGAAUGCGCCGCUUCCUACCUGCUCUUCUAUCCUGCGGAUGAGCUGAUGUUGGAGAAGAUGAAACAGUAUGAGACGGAGCUGGGAGAAGGAACAUUAGUCACAGCCAGAGAGAAUAUUCGGCGCUAUGUGCAGAGGUCUCUGAUGGAGAAGAAGUUGAUUUACUAUGCGGUGGAGCAUCUGGGAGGAAUUUUUAAUGACCCUGAUCCCUGGACCCCAGAGGAGCUGAUUCCUGAAAGUCUGAAGCAGAAACACAGAGAGAAUCAGGAGAAGCAGAGGCUGGAGAAUCUGGAUGUUGGAGACCAAGAGCAGAGGGGUCCAUUCUCUUUUGAGGGGAUCACCGUCGCCAUGGACUCUCGCCAGCUGAAUGGAUCCCAGCGAGUUUUCUUUGACAGAGUGCUGACAGAGUCCGAAUGUAAGGACAUUCUCCGGCUGGCAAUGGCAGCUGGCGGCAGGGGAGAUGGUUACCGGGGCAGACAGUCCCCUCACACGCCCCAUGAGAGAUUUGAAGGGUUAACAGUGUUAAAGGCUUUGAAGCUGGCACAGGAUGGGACUGUGAACUGGAGAGAUGCCAGACUGCUCCUGCAUGCCAGUGAGAAGUCCCGGAAAAUAGUAGAGUCCUAUUUCACCCCUGGGAAAAGGCUCCAUUUCUCAUUCACGCACCUCGUGUGCCGCACGGCUGUGGAGGGGGAGCAGGAUGGUCGCAUGGAUCUCAGUCAUCCAGUUCAUGCUGAUAACUGUCUCUUGGAUCCUGAGGGGAAAGAAUGCUGGAGAGAGCCGCCUGCCUACGUGUACAGGGACUACAGUGGGAUCCUCUAUCUCAACGACGACUUCCUUGGUGGGGACCUGUUCUUCACUGAACUGGAUGCAGUGACCGUUACGGCUCAGGUGCCCCCCAAAUGUGGGAGGCUGGUGGCCUUCAGCUCCGGAGGGGAGAAUCCGCACGGCGUGUGGGCAGUGACGCGCGGGAGGCGCUGUGCCAUUGCCCUGUGGUACACGCUUUCCCCGGAGCAUGCAGAGCAGGAGCGGAUGGAGGCUGAGGACCUGAUGAGACAGGGAGACAUGGAGCGGGAACCACCACACACAGAUGGCGAGGAGCCUACGGGGUCUGACCCCAGUGGUGGGGCCUCACCUGAGCCCCCUGUGACCAAGGGAAGAGCCAGAUCCACAAGUCAGAGACAUAGGCCAGGUUCAGAAUCAGGGCAGCAGCCCCAGAACCUGCGAGCCAGGGAUGAGUUCUGAAGCAAGGCAUGACAGCAGGAGGCAGGCCACCACCACUGGCCUGGUACCUUCUUAGGGACACAGCAGGUAGAGGUGGUAGGGCAAUUUAUUGUACUUGCUCAUUGACAGGGGGAGGGGUGCAGCUUGCAGAAUGAGGGCAUCAUGAGCAGGAAGGGCCCUGGCACCCAGACCCAUAUUCACUCCCUUGACCUGAGAAUCAUUUUGCCAUGCAGAAGUAACAAGCCAAGCUCCCCUCCCCUUCCUUUCCCUCUCCACCAUGUCCUGUCAUCCAGUGGAACCACCCAUAUUCAUAUAGGGCCAAAGCAAAGCAGGGGAAGGGAGUUCUAGGGCCCUUUUUGGGUGGAGGAUUUUCUUACUCUUCAGAUAUUGGGUGGGAAGGAGAGGAAGAUCCAGAGAGUUUUGUGACCAAGAGAGGGAGAGGGAGGGUCGAGGUGUGACUGUGAAAUAAAGGACAAAUGAACAACCCAA
Molecule: messenger RNA, 2298 nt
Organism: Pelodiscus sinensis (Chinese soft-shelled turtle)
Lineage: Eukaryota; Metazoa; Chordata; Testudines; Trionychidae
Source: RefSeq, a predicted model, not a curated record